This is a messenger RNA of Aureococcus anophagefferens, 5299 nucleotides long. RefSeq lists its product as hypothetical. Bases 1 to 5283 code for a protein of 1760 amino acids. Gene Ontology annotation, molecular function: oxidoreductase activity; protein binding. NCBI's taxonomy places the organism in Eukaryota, Pelagophyceae, Pelagomonadales, Pelagomonadaceae. The transcript has 7 exons. The record is from RefSeq and is a predicted model, not a curated record.
AUGCGACCGUGCACUGUCGCGCUACUGCCAGCGCUGGCGGCCGCUCAUAGCAUCGCGCGCCUCUCGCGCGCAGCCAUCGACGCGUGCCGCGGCCUCGAUUGCUGGCCGGAGCCGGAGGACGCUGCGUUGGCGUGCUUCCACGCGAUCGCAGCGCUCGACGACGACGACGACGACACGACAUGCCCGGUGCCGCCGCAGGGCGAGUUCGCCUUCGCUCCGGACGUCGCGUUCGACGACCGCUUCGCGGUCGCGGAACCGCUCGCCCGCGCCGGCGACGGCGCCGCGAUGCAGACGGUCGGCCUGCUGCGCUACUACGGCGUCGGCGGCCCCCCGAAGGACGACCGUGCGAGCGCGCGGUGGCACGCGGCGGCGGCCGCGCGCGGUAACUGCGACGGCCUCGCCGUGCUCGGCGGCUGCGUGCGCCGCGGCGUCGGCGCGGACCGGCUCGAGGACGCGGGCGUGUCCCUCGUCGAGGCCGCCGCGGCGGCGGGCAGCCCCGUGGGCCUCUGCAAGCUGGGCGUCCUCUAUACCGACGGCGACUCCGGCCUGCCGCGGGACGCUACCCGUGCCUACGAUCUCUUCGAUCGGGCCGCGGCGUCCGGCUCCGCGCUCGGCCUCUUCAACCACGGCUGGGCGCUCGUGCACGGCGUCGGCGCGCCCCGCGACGUCGACCGCGGUCUGGCCCAGUGGGCCGCGGCGGCGCGCCUCGCGCCCGACGACGGCGCGGAGGAGGCCUCGUUUUUUCUGUGGGCGGAGCGCGGCCGCAUGGACCGGGAGCAGCGCGCGCGGUACCGGCCGGACGCGUGCCUCCGCCUCGCCGCGUCGCUCGGCUUCGAGCACGCUGUGGACGAGCUCGCCGCGGGUACCCGGGUGAUGGCAACCGCUAAGCUCCUCACAACACUGCUCGUCGCCGCGACCGCGCAGCGCGACUGCGCCUGCGAUCCGUCGCUCGGUCUGGCCUGCGCCGAGGCGCGCAUCGCGCCGUGGGAGCGCGACUGGCGCGACCUGCGCUGCGACCUGCGGUGCUGCGCGGAGGCCGCGACGCGCGCCCUGGGCUGGGACGUCGCGGCGAAGGGGCAGGCGGAUCCCUACGGCGCCCUCGUCGGCGGGCGGUCGCUGCGGCCGUUCUGCGACGGCGAGCUCGGCUGGGACCGGAAGCGACGGGCCUACGCCUACCGGCCGCUGUCGCCGCCGCCGCCGAAUCGCGCCGCCGUCGUCGUCUACUUUCGCGGCAUCGGACCCGGCUCCAGGGAGACGCGCGACGCGCGGUCGCCGCUCCUCGCCGCCGAAGCCGCCGCCCGCGCCCUGAACCGGUCCGCGGCUCUGUUGAUCGUCGCCGGCGACGCGACGUUCCCGCCGCCGGGCACGGCGCCCGUCGCGGGCGUCGACGUCUGGGCCGCGAACCCGGGCCCCGGCGCGACGGCGCUGCCGCUGGGCGUGAGCGCGGGUCCGAACGCGCGGUACGCGCGCGUCGUCGACGGCCUGCUCGCGGCGCCGGCGCCGAGGCUCGCGGACCGGCCGCGGCGCCUGCUCUGCCGCGGCUACCGCGUCGACGACGCGCGCGCGGCGGCGCUCGCGCGCGUCGGCGAGUUCUUCGAGGGCUGCGGCCCGGGCCGGCUCGACCGCGACGCCUACUUCGCCGCGCUCCGAGAGAGCCGCUUCGUGCUCUGCCCGCGCGGCUUCGGCGACGCGACGUUCCGCUUCUACGAGGCGCUGCUCGCCGGCGCCGUGCCCGUCGUCGACACGGCCGGCGACCAGGGCCUCGCGGCGCUCUACGCGGACUUCCCCGUCGUCGAGCUCGCGUCCUUCGACGAGCUCUCGCCGGCGGCCGCGGCGGACGGCGCGCCCGCCGCGCCCGGCGGCGGCGCGCGGCGGCGGGGGCUCGUCGCGGGCGCCUGCGCGGCGGCCGUCGUGGUCCUCGCGUCGGCGUGGCGCGGGUCCGCGGCGGCGCCCCUCGGGUCGGCGUCCCUGGCCGCCGUCGCCGCGGCGGCGGCGGCGGACGCGGACGACGACCACCCGAACGCCGGCGAGGCUCCCGGCGUCAUCAUGGCCUACAACGCGUACCAGCUCCGGGGCGACGACUUCGCCGGCGAGGGCUACCCCUUCGUCGCCCGCGGCGCCGUCGUCGAGCCCCACCGGGAGACCGUGCUCUACGCGAAGCACCUCGGCGUCGCCUCCGCGCACGCGUGGACGCUCGCGGGCCCCGGCGGCGAGGCGCUCCUGAAAACGCAGAGCGCCGAGCGCCUCGACGGCGGCGCCGCGGGCGUCCAGCUCGCCCUGCGCCACACCUUCACGCAGCUCGGCGUGCACACCGCGCGGCUCGCCGUGAGCGGCGACGGCGCCGGCGCGCGCGAGCUGUUGGCAACCGGCGUGCCCGGCGUCCACGGCCGGUCGAACUCGAGCCUGCUGACGAACGCGUCGAGCGCCCACAAGGCCUACGAGCGCGAGUUGUUGUCGACUUAUGUGAGACGCAACAUCUACACGACGUCGCGCGGCGACCGCGACCGGUUCCUCGACAGCUUCGUCAACCUGCAGGCGAUGAGCGACGCCGAGGCCCAGACCUGGGGCCCGGACUGCCACCCCUUAUCCUACUUCCUGUCCAUCCACCUCGAGAUGGCCGCGGGCCGCGUCUCCGACAAGUUCCACGACGGCAUGGGCUUCCUGACGCAGCACGCGUCGCUGACGAACGAGUUCGAGCUCGCGCUGCAGGCGCUCGACCCGACGGUGACCAUCCCCUACUGGGACUACACGCGCGAGGGCGAGGCCGUCUUCGAGGCGGACACGCUCGCCGCCGCCUGGGACACGGAGCUCUGGAACGACACGUGGUUCGGCUCGUCCGGCGGGCCGUUGCACACCGUGACGACGGGGCGCUUCGCGUACCAGGUCAUCGGGUCCGCGGGCAACGCGUCGCUGACGUCGAACCCCUACGGCCUCCUGCGCGCGCCCUGGAACGUGAACAAGUCGCCCUUCGUGAGCCGGCUCCACAAGUUCUGCAACUACUCCAUGGGCUACUCGAUCUGGCCCCGGUGCGAGACGCACUGGAAUUUAACCUUCUCCGCGUCCUACGAUUCCUUCUACGACUGGAUCUGGCAGGCGGGCUACGCGCCCCACGGGCCCGUCCACUACUACAUCGGCGGCUACACGAACUGCGGCGACCUAUUGGACGAGCUCGAGUACGUCGCGGGCGCGGACUCGCGCGGCGCGAUCGAGUCGUUCGCGCGGAUGAUGGUCGUCCUGCCCAAGCAGCUCUACCGCGCCUUCAUGACCAACUCGCCGACUUGCGCCAUGGACGUGCCCCAGGAGGAGUGCCACAUGAUCUGCACGCAGUCCAUGAAGAAGCCGGGCAUGGUCGACGACUUCAUGCGCGUCGUCACCGAGGUCGCGGAGGGCCUCAGCGGCACGGGCAUCCCCGUGGACUACAAGUGGCUCCAGACCAUGAACGAGUCCCAGGCGGAGCACCUGGCCAACGUCUUCUGCACGACGCCCUUCUCGCCGGGCGAGCAGAUCGAGGCCGCGUCGCCCGUCGACGUGUCCUUCUGGCCCAUCCACCCGACGGUCGAGCGCCUCCUCCAGUACAAGCGCCUCGUCCACGACUUCACGGACGUGACCUGGAACAACCCCGGCGAGAUCGACGGCGAGACGACGUGGUACUGCCAGGAGGGCAUCACCGUCUACGCCGCGAACCUCCACGGCGAGACGGACAACUGCAAGGGCCACCACGCGACGGACAUGACGCUCUUCAAGAGCCGCGUCAAGACGGAGCAGGGCUUCGACCGCCAGUUCCUCUCCAACAUCGAGCUCCUAUACGCCAUCAGCCCGGAGACGUACCGCAUGGGCUACAUCUACGACAACUUCAAGUGGGACCACUGCGCCGACAAGGGCUGGGACUUCCCGAAGCCCUCCUGGUCCGCGGCCGGGCCCCAGUCGCUGUCGCGGCCGAGCGCCGCGUCGACGAGCUCCUCCGCGGAGGGCGUGCGCUGGCGGCUCGAGAGCGGCGGCGGCUUCGGCGGCGCCGAAACCGCCGGGUCCGGCGCGGGCAGGAGUGGCGCGUUGAGGCGCGCCGCGUCGCCGGGCGGCGGCGCGCCGCGAAGCACGCCGGGGAGACAUACGGGCGCGAGGCCGCCGAGCGCGAAGGUCGUGAACAAGACGACGGCGAGCGUCAUGGCCUUCAUCUCCCGGUCGAAGGCCGUGCCGCCGCCCAUCGGAUCCUUCCUGGUGCAACUCCACGGCACCUCGCCGUUGUUGCCCUUCUUAUUCGAGACGAUGCGGCUGCCCAUUAUAGCGUUGCUCGGGUCCGCGAACGCCUUCGGCAACGUGACGCGGCGCCUCGACGCUUUGCCGCGGCCCGUCGCCGUCGCGGCCGUGGGCCCGGCGCCCAAGGCCGUCAUCCUCUUCACGCACCUGCGGCGCUGCGGCGGGAGCUUCGUCGAGGACGCGGUGCUCAAGCCCCACGUCGCCGCGGCGAAGCUGGGCAAGCCCCUCCUGUGCAAGGAGGGCGAGCUCGCGCGCCACGCGCGGCUCGCGCCGGCCGCGCGCGACCGGUUCGCGCGCGACCUCGCGGCCGCGCCGCUCGUCUGGCGCCACUGCCCCUACGGCGUCCACGCGCUCGCGGCGCCGGCGCGGCCCUACGUCUACGUGACCAUGCUGCGCCGCCCCUUCGCGCGCCUCGCGUCCUGGUUCGCCUACUGCGACGCCUACUCCAAGGACAAGUGCCACACGGCGCCGUACCGCGCGCGCGGCCCGGGCUCGAGGAUGCUCGCGUUCUACGACGCGCGGCGCCGCAAGUACGCGGCCGUGCCGCCGGCGAAGAUCGAGGCCGCGCGCAACGCGCCCGUGGCCAAGCUCGCGACCUUCCACCCGAACUGGCUCGAGCUCGCGGGCGGCGCGUUCCACGACCACCCCGUGCCCCUGCCGCCGGCGGCGCUCGACGCCGCGCUGGAACACGCGGCGACGGAGUACGCCUUCGUGGGCACGCUCGAGCGCCAGGCCGAGUCGCUCUGCGUGCUCGGCGCGCUCCUCGGCGCGCGCGUCGCGCCGGCCCGCGGCGACAAGCACAAGGGGCCGACGACGCACACGAAGGCGUCGGACCUCCCCGCGGACUUCGUCGACGCGUUCGCCGCCUACAGGGCAGGACAAGAGAGCGAAAUUCCCAACUUCAAAGGCUCCUUUCUCGGCCGUUUUCCACUCGCCGCGUACGCGAAGCUCGACGACGCGCUCUACGCGCGGGCCGACGAGCUCCUCGCGGCCCACGUCGCGCGCUUCCCCGCGUGCGCGCCCCCCUAGGGUCCGUGUCUAUGUG